UCGGAGCCUCGAUGGUCAGUUUGCAUUAGUCGGCCCGUAGCUCCAUUUACCAAACCAUCUGCAGUAUGCAUGUUGACCGCAAUCAUGUAUUUUGCAGAGGUUUUCAGUUGUAAACUGUAGCGCACAUUCCUUGUGUCUGCGAUAUUUUAAAAUUCUUAAUGGCAUUCAAUAUAACCGUUUUACUUCGCUCCGAAACAGAGUUCGCCUUCACACCGUCUUUCGCUGUAGAGACAAACUCUUCUGUGGCGAUUUCAGCCAAUCUUGCAGUAUAAUAUACAGCCCGAUUCUGAUUCUUCCCCGGGGAUUUUCUAUUUUUUUUCUUUCCUCCUAUCAUGAAAAAAAAUUUCCCAGAGGAUUUUUUUCUUCUCCCUUUCCUCCUAUUCUAAACGAACUUCGAAAAAGGGAAAAUGUAUUUCGGGAAAAAGUAGCUAUCACGCAUGCAAAUCAAAGGAAGAAUGUGAUGACAGUUUUAAAUAAAUUUUCCGCCAGAAAAGUGUGAGGGAGCAGUACCCAAGAAUGUCAAAAACUACAAACAGGAACCAAUUAGAGAUACUCAUAAACCUUAUGCAAGGUAAUCCUGGCAUUGCGCGUGGGUUUUAUACGGGCAGCAAGGAUGACUUAAACAGAUUUUGGCGCAAAGCUGAAGCUGAACUGAAUUCGGCUGGCCCACCAUCUAAAAAUGUUGCAGAGUGGAAAAAGGUUUGGGCAGAUCAGAAAAAAUACGUCCGGCAGAAUGCAGCCAACAACAACAGGCAAAGAAAAGGCACAGGUGGUGGUCCUAAUAUUGGGUACAAAUUCUCUGCCACCGAGAGUGCGAUAUUUGAAUUGAUUGGAAUGAAAGAAUCGUUGAUAGGUGUAGCAAAGCUCUUUGGAUUGGACGUGGUUGAGACAGACGAAACAGAAGAACCACUACCUCAACGAGAAGAAACACUAUCUCAACGAGAAGAAACACUACCGCAACGACAGGAAACAAUAACUACACGAAAUGAAGCAUUUGAAGAAAUAGAGGAGGAAAUUGAAAUAUGUGGUAUUGGCGAAAACGAGCAUAGUUCAGUGAAAUUUUGUAAGCCUACACCUGUGCGAAAGGAGGUGCCAAAGCAAAAAGUCUUCUGAGCUAGAAGAAAUUAAACGCCAUAAUGUAACUAUGGAAAAGCUUAGACUCAGGGAAAUCGAGGCAAAACUAGAGGAAAAGCUAUUGCUGUGGGAGACAGAGGAAUUAAAGGUACAAUCCAAAUAUGCAACUAAAUAACAAUGUUAAUCUUUUAAUAGUUUUGGUAGUCUUUUAAGAGUUUUGAUGCAAUGAAACGUGAUUUUAUUAUAGAAGGUUGAUUUUUUUUUUGUUUCGAGAAUACG
Molecule: messenger RNA, 1353 nt
Organism: Rhagoletis pomonella (apple maggot)
Lineage: Eukaryota; Metazoa; Arthropoda; Insecta; Diptera; Tephritidae
Source: RefSeq, a predicted model, not a curated record